This is a messenger RNA of Seminavis robusta, 3492 nucleotides long. Lineage: Eukaryota; Bacillariophyta; Bacillariophyceae; Naviculales; Naviculaceae. The record is from the annotation of a GenBank genome assembly.
AUCAAUCCAGAAUAAGCCAAGCCCAACGCGCAAUGCUGCACAACACAACAGAACAGAACACAGCCGACCCACUCUUUGUCUAAGCAUCAUCUUCCAAUACAGCUACGUUAGCUCAAUCCAUCCAUCCAUCCACCAGUUAUUAGUUGAGCGCGGCAAUCUAUCUUGCUACUAGACUAUUAAUAGCUAGCUAGAGCAGUUGCUGAUUUUUUCUUGAUAUAUAAAUUUCUGUGCAACAAUGGGCGAUGACGACGAACGACGUCGCAAGAUGGAACAACGGCGUGACAAGUACGCUCUGAGCCACUCUCAUACAUCGGGAUUCGAUGCGACCGCCACCAAAGCUCCCAGCAUUGCCGCACCCGCCCUCGACGACAUUGCGUUGCAAGCCCAAAUUGACGAAAUGAACCGCGCCAUGGCGCAAGCCCAAAAAGAAGCCGAAAAGGCCAUGGCGACGACUGUGGAAUUGGUCAAUUUUGACGAAUCCAGUAGUGGAUUACUGUCCGUGAGUAUCAUUGACAGUCGCAUGGCGCGACAAGAAGAACAAGCGAAACAAGAAGAAGAAGAAGCCAAACGACUCAAAGCGGAACGCCAAGCCAAAAAGAAUGCGUAUCGACAACGCUUGCAAAAGAAACGACAACAAUUGGACAAUGAAACCGAAGAAGAACGUGAAAUGAGACGACGCAUGGAAUUUUUAGAAGCCGAAGGAGGAGAUUUGGAAGAUAGAGCGCCACCACCCAAACAACAACAAACGGAUGAUUCCGAUAGUAGCGACUCGGAUUCGGACGACGACGAUGAUGAUGACAGUAGUUCUUCGGAUUCCGAGGAGGACGACAGUGACAGCAGUGGUGGUGGUGACAACAAAUCCAAAAAAUCGGCGAAAAACAAGCCCAGCACCAAAACGACAAAGACACGCACCAAACUCAAAGCAUUACGAACCGCUUCCGCGGACAAAUCUGCUGCUGCUGCUGGUGGUGGAAUCAGACGAAAAGGGAGACCCAAACGAUGCAAAUCCAUGCACGAUGCACCCGACAUUUGGGACUACGAAUCCGAUGCAGCACGACGAGGACGAGGAGCUCGCAAAAGUGUCGCGGCAACGUUGCGACCACCCAGUAAAAGUCCCGAACGAGACUCUACUACUAGCAAAAGCAGUCCUCCUACCAACGGCAGAACGACAAAGCGAAGUCCCAACAAUAAACCAAGAGCACUCCGACGCACCAAAACCGACGGCGAUGCCGAUUCACUGGCGGGCAGUACGCGAAGUUUUGCCAGCAAUAGCAAUCGCAGUCUCAUGAGCAAUGCCAGUAAUGCCACCAAUGGAACAGCAACAGCACGAGGGAGACGGAGAAAUACGCUGCUAGGAGGAACACGAGGAGGAGCCAAUUCCUCCAAUCGAUCCAUUCGAUCCAGUUCCGUCUCAUCGCAACGCAGCAAUCGCAGUGCUCGAGGCACUAUCACCGACCGGAUUCGAGCUCGACGAGAGUCGCGACAAUCCAUACUGGGGACUCGCAGUAAUAAAAAGAAGAACCAGCAAGACGAUGGAAAUGAAACGGAAGAAGAAGAUCCGCUCGCACCCAGCAGCCGAAGCAACUUUGACGGAGAUGCCAGCAUUCAAGAUGUGGAUGAAUUCCAACUUCAUCCAUCGUCCAAACUCGACGAGGAAAAAAUGAGUAUUCACAAUCUGCUCAGUGGAAACUAUUCCGUCCGCAACUAUGGUGAAGGCGAUGAUGACGACGACGACAAUUUCUCCCAAAUAUCCGCACUCACCAAAGACAGUUCCAUGCCAGCGCCUCCAACGCGUAGUAAAUACGGACAACUCGAUGUCAAGCUCCACGCCAACUUUUCCAAUGCGCCGGGCAAUAAUAAUAAUGACAAGAGUAAAAAGGAACUCAAAAAGGAAGCAAAAAAAGCAAAAAAGGAAGCCAAGAAACAACUCAAGAAAGAAAAAAAGGAAGCCAAGAAAGCCAAAAAACAAGAGAAAAAGGAAGCCAAGAAAGCAAAGAAAGAAAUCAAAAAGAGAAUGAAAAUGAGUGGAUCUUCUUCCAUGGCCAGUUCGGUGGCAUCCUCGUCGGGAGGAAUGUUGAGUGUGUCCAAUAGUAGUUUGGGAGUCGAUGAUGAUGCACUCAGUCGCGCUCUUUCUGCGUUUGGUGGAACCGAUCCCGAUGCCAGUGUUAAAACAGAAGACAGUAAACACUCAUCCAAACGGUCCAAACGACGCAUGUCCUUGUUUGGAGGGAAAAAGGACACGGACAGUAAAGAAGCCGAUCCUGACAAGGAACAAACCAAGGCCGAAAAAGAAAAAGCCAAAGCCGAGAAAAAGGCAGCCAAAAAGGCCAAGAAAGAAGCAGAAAAGGCUGCCAAAGAAGCGGAAAAAGCCAAAAAGAAGGAACUCAAAAAGGAAAAGAAAGCCAAGAAAAAGGAGAAAAAGGCAGCCAAGAAACAUGGCAAAUCACAACAAUCGACCGAUUAUUCCGUCAUUAGUGUCUCGGCGUCCAGUGGUGGCGAUGAAUCGUCCUCUUCCAGUAAUGAUGAUUCGACCGUCUCGAAUGAACAGCAACAACCGAAAGCAAAUGCUGAUGAAGCACUCGACAGCAGUGGCAAACUAGACAGCAGUGGCAAAACGGAUGGCAGUGGCAAACUGGAUAGCAGCAGCAAACGCAGGAAUACGGUUGCCGGCAGAAGAACCGUUCGGGCGUCGGGUGUCGGCGCUAGACUCAAUCGAGCACGGCGUGGAAGUGCAAGUAAUGUUGCCCGAUCGGGCGUUGCGGCACUGGCCAGUAAAAUGAACAACUCUAUGAAAGUCAGCGAUCCCGCCAGGAGCCCUCUGAAUGAUAGUUCGAGGUCAAAGAGCAGCCAAAACAACAACAACAGUACGAACAGCCGAAGACGACUGAAUGCAUCCUUUCACAGCAGCCGGAGUAAAACGGACCGAAUCAAGGAACUCGCGCCGAACGAUUCCAGCAACAUGUCUGUAUCGUCGCACGGUCGACGUGCGGCUGCAGCGGCGGCUCGAGGUCGUCGACAUUCCUUGGGUGGCGCUAGCGCGGCGGAGGGGACAAGCGCACGGGCCAAAUCCGCUCGCACUUUGCGAACCAACACUCUACCAGCUCGUUCCAGAUCUCGUAGUGUACGACGAGGGAGCAAAUCGGGGCAAGAGGCUGCCAAGGAGAGUCUUUUGGAUGGUGCAGGCGGCGGCAGUAGUAGUCACAAAAGCACCGCUGCUACUGCCAAUGGCAACUCCAGCAGCCAUAGAAAAUCGAGUUUGAACAGUUCCGUUCGGUCUCGUGGUGCUCGACAGACCAAGUGAAGACAAUGCAAUCUUAUGGUCGUGCAAAGAGGAGUGUGGUCCAAUGGGCCGUAAUGAGGCAGUUCAACCGUGCCCAGCGCAGUGCAACCAUGCCCAGUCAUGCAUUGCAAUUGCUUCUUAAGACAGUGGCAUGUGAUUGAUUGAGAAGGGAUUAGGGUAAUCUAACCUAGUAGUUGACUCGAUUGUGGACC